ACUAAGGGUUGCUGUGGCAUUAGCAGGACAAUUGUUACAUCAACGGCAGCAGUUUCAUCAGAAUUAGGCUGUGUGAGGUUCUAGGUAAGAAUUUUGUCAUUGCUGCCAGUGAUGGCUUUGGAAAAAGAUGCCUGUCCUGCUUUGCCGAAACUGGACAAGAGCAGUACAGCAGGGAAUGCAGCGAAGCCUGCCAAUAACACAAGGCAGAGAGAGAGAGUGAGAGUGUGUGCGCGUGAGCUAACUGGGAAUGGCAAGUUAACUCAACCCCCUUUCUCCUUUCCUAGCUUCAGGAGUGAGGAGAUUCACUUGCCACGCUUCUCACUAAAGCAAGGCAUGAUCCCGACACGUUACGUUAUGCCUUGGAAAGAAAGCAUGAAAUUCAGGAAUGUGAAUCUGAAGCAAGCGGAAGCGUGUGGGAUCUAUGCUGGCCCCUUGGAAGAUUCUCUGUUCUGGGGUUACAGUGAGCGGCUUUGCCAUGGGGAAGACCGGAAAGUCGUCCUGAAGAAAGGCCCUCCGGAGAUAAAGAUUGCCGACAUGCCUUUGCAUUCGCCUCUCUCCAGAUACCAGAGCACCGUGAUCUCCCAUGGCUUCAGGAGGCGACUGAUCUGAUGUGCCGACCUGGGGGAGGGUAGCCGUAUGCUUGCCCAGCACACAAA
This is a messenger RNA of Microtus oregoni (creeping vole), 656 nucleotides long. RefSeq names its product testis-expressed protein 43-like. The transcript has 3 exons. The coding region runs from base 112 to 609 and encodes 165 amino acids. Gene Ontology annotation, biological process: flagellated sperm motility. NCBI's taxonomy places the organism in Eukaryota, Metazoa, Chordata, Mammalia, Rodentia, Cricetidae. The record is from RefSeq and is a predicted model, not a curated record.